This is a messenger RNA of Opisthorchis viverrini, 411 nucleotides long. RefSeq lists its product as hypothetical. The transcript has 3 exons. Lineage: Eukaryota; Metazoa; Platyhelminthes; Trematoda; Opisthorchiida; Opisthorchiidae. The record is from RefSeq and is a predicted model, not a curated record. The annotation marks the transcript as partial.
AUGUGGUAUGGCACAAUACUACUUCAUUUACGAAAAAGACCAGCGAGAUUGUUUCGAAGAAACGUCUCGAUGAGGAGGUUGUCGUGGGUUGCACAGCAUACACUCUGUUCAUACGAUCCCUUCCUAAGAGGAAUGUGCUCCAGUAUUCGAUCGUUCAGCUGCAGCACCCUUUCGGUGCCUAACUGUCGUGCCACCCGAAGGAAGCACGAGUGUUGGGACACUGCCAGAUUGUCCAAACCUAGACAGGAAGUUGAGAAGCCGGGGUCGAGUUUGAACUACAAAUCUUCCGUGUAUUGCGUCUAUACACGUAUCGGGAUAUCUGGAACAGCGUACCAACUGAAACAUGAAGCAGCCUGGUGCGGCACUCCCAGUAGCUUAAAACAUCAUAAACGGGAGAUCAAGCUGGGUUCC